Molecule: messenger RNA, 2219 nt
Organism: Cucumis sativus (cucumber)
Lineage: Eukaryota; Viridiplantae; Streptophyta; Magnoliopsida; Cucurbitales; Cucurbitaceae
Gene: CYP707A1
Product: abscisic acid 8'-hydroxylase CYP707A2
Exons: 7
Coding region: 317-1699 (460 amino acids)
Biological process (GO): sterol metabolic process; abscisic acid metabolic process
Molecular function (GO): (+)-abscisic acid 8'-hydroxylase activity; heme binding; iron ion binding
Source: RefSeq, a predicted model, not a curated record
AAAAAGAAGAAGAAGAAGAAGAAGAAGAAGAGAGAAAGGGAAUUGUUAGAAGUAGAAAGAGUUGAGAGAGAGAGAGAAGUGUAUGAGCUGGAAGGAGAUUCCGUGUGUGUGCGCCUUGAGCUGUAUUGAAAACCUCUUUCCUCUGUUUUCUCUGUUUCCUCCCCUUCUCUCCUCCUUCCUUCUUUCCUUUUCUUUUUAACUCAUUCCACAAAACACUAUAUAUACCCCUUUCUUAAAACUUUCUUUCUUCAUCCUCCUUAUAUUUUUCCUCUCCCAUUUUUUUCUUCCUUCAAAACAACUCCUACUACUUCUAACCAUGUACGUCUUCGUCUCCCUCCUAGCCUUCUUCUUCCUUCUUUUCUUCCAUUAUCUUUUCAAAUUCUCUGCUCCCUCUCGCCGGAAACUUCCCCUUCCCCCUGGUUCCAUGGGUUGGCCCUAUUUGGGUGAGACCCUCCAACUCUACUCUCAAGAUCCCAAUGUCUUCUUCGCUUCCAAAAAGAAGAGAUAUGGUCCAAUUUUUAAGUCACAUAUAUUGGGUUAUCCUUGUGUGAUGCUUUCUAGUCCUGAAGCUGUUAAGUUUGUAUUGGUGACUAAAGCUCAUCUCUUUAAGCCUACAUUUCCAGCUAGUAAAGAGAGGAUGUUGGGAAAAAAUGCUAUCUUUUUUCAUCAAGGUGAUUACCAUGCCAAAUUGAGACGUCUUGUUCUUCGAACUUUCAUGCCUGAGGCGAUUCGGAACAUCGUUCCGAGUAUCGAAUCCAUUGCUAAAAACACCGUUCAAUCAUGGGAUGGACAAUUGAUUAAUACCUUUCAAGAAAUGAAGAUGUUCGCAUUCGAGGUUUCGUUACUUUCGAUAUUCGGAAAAGACGAAGCUCUUUACUUCGAAGACCUCAAGCGAUGCUACUACAUUCUUGAAAAUGGCUACAAUUCGAUGCCGAUUAACCUCCCCGGAACACUCUUCCACAAGGCCAUGAAAGCAAGGAAAGAGCUAGCAGAAAUACUAAACAAAAUCCUCUCGACAAGAAGGGAAACGAAGCGGGAGUACGACGACCUCCUUGGAUCUUUCAUGGGCGAAAAAGAAGGCCUCACCGACAAACAAAUCGCCGAUAACGUCAUAGGUCUCAUCUUCGCUGCCCGCGACACCACCGCGAGUGUUCUAACAUGGAUCGUGAAAUACCUAGGAGAGAACCCAAGUAUUCUUCAAGCUGUAACAGCUGAACAAGAAUCAAUAGUGAAAUCAAAAGAAAAUGGAGAUGACAAUCUCACCUGGGCUGACACCAAAAAUAUGCCAAUAACUUCAAGAGUAAUUCAAGAAACUCUAAGAGUGGCUUCAGUUCUAUCGUUUACUUUUAGAGAAGCAGUGGAAGAUGUUGAAUUUGAUGGAUAUUUAAUUCCAAAAGGAUGGAAAGUUUUGCCUUUAUUCAGAAACAUUCAUCACAGCCCAGAAAUUUUCCCUCAACCUGAAAAAUUUGAUCCAUCAAGAUUUGAGGUUUCUCAGAAACCCAAUACAUACAUGCCAUUUGGCAAUGGGACCCACUCUUGUCCAGGAAAUGAAUUAGCCAAGCUGGAAAUGUUGGUUCUACUCCAUCAUUUAACCACUAAAUUUAGGUGGAAUGUAGUUGGUGAACAAGAAGGGAUUCAAUAUGGUCCUUUUGCACUUCCUCUCAAUGGCCUUCCAAUUAGAAUCUCUCUCAAGAAGUAAAUACAAAAGGACAGAAAUAAACCCCCCCAAAAAAAAACAAGAAUUUUCCAAGAUUUUGAGUUUCUAAAUUAAAAAAAGAAGAAGAAGAAGAAGAGGAAGAGGAAAAUGAGUGAUUAAAAUGAGAGAAAAAGAAAAGAGAAAAACAGUGGAAAUGCUCUGUGUUUUUUGUUAAGAGGAAAAGAGGAAAAGGCACCUUGAAUUUUGGGCAAAAGGGGACAGUUUCUGACUCACAAGAGAGUCAUUAUUAGUUAUAGAUUUGGAUAUACUUUAAAACCCCAAUUCACCCACAACAAUAUCUCCAUAAAAAGAAAAUAUAUAUCAACGGUUCUAAUCUUUUUGAGGUUUAUUCUUUCUUUUUUUAAAGCUUACAAAUUUUCAUGAGAUGAAGAGGAAAAGUCCUCAAGGAAUGAUUGAUGUAUUUACUUUUACAUACCAUUUUUUUUUUCUUCUGUAACCAUAAAAAUGCCGCAAGGCUAAUAAAUAUCAUAAUAAAAGUUUGUUUUACGACUUGGUAAUGACA